AUGAAGAAACCAACGAAACCCAUAUCAAGCCCUGGAAGAACAGAGAAGUUCCCUCCGCCAUUGAUGAGGUUCUUAAGAAGCAACGUGGGAAGCAAGAGCAGUAACAGAGGAAGAAGAUCACGUGCGAGCCCGAUGUUCAGAUGGAAGAAAAACACAGUUAUCGAGACCACACAAGAACCAUCUUCCCCUAAAGUCACGUGCAUCGGCCAAGUCCGUGUCAGACGCUCCAAGAAAAACAAGAAAACCACCAUCGCCACCACCCCCACCACCACCUCCCUCCGCCGCCACCACCCAAGUAACCGCCUUUGCCGUUUCCUAAGAAAACUCAGACCAAAAUCGUGUAGAAGCCUUUGGAGCAAAUGGGUCUCGUGUUUCCGAUGUGGGUAUUGCAAAACGUCCAGGGAUUUACAUGAUUCACCGGUGAUUGAUGCUUCUCCGACAUCUGCUCCCCGAAACGUCUCCGGCGACAAUGGCGAUGACGACGAAGAAGAAAAAGAAGUUGAAGAUUUGACUGUAGAAGCUGAAAAUCAGGGAUUGAUUUCACGAUCACCACCCCGAAAUGCAUUUCUGUUGACAAGAUGCAGAUCUGCUCCCUACAGAUCUUCUUCAUUAGCAGGUAAGUUAUGGGAAUCAACAGGCGGAGAAACAGGGGAGGAAGAAGUUAAAGAAAAAAUUAAAAAUUUGAGGAUCGAAGAAGAAGAAGAAGAAGUUAUUGGGAAUGAAAAUGGAGAAAUGAAUGAAGAAAGUACAUGUAAUAAAAGCAAUGAGGUUGAAGAAUUGAAAGCAAUCAAAGCUGCGCCAUUGAUUCUGAGCAGGUGUAAAUCAGAACCAGCAAGAACAUGGGAUCGGAUUCUUGUAUGA
Molecule: messenger RNA, 861 nt
Organism: Lactuca saligna
Lineage: Eukaryota; Viridiplantae; Streptophyta; Magnoliopsida; Asterales; Asteraceae
Source: the annotation of a GenBank genome assembly